This is a messenger RNA of Coffea arabica (coffee), 729 nucleotides long. RefSeq names its product replication protein A 70 kDa DNA-binding subunit B-like. NCBI's taxonomy places the organism in Eukaryota, Viridiplantae, Streptophyta, Magnoliopsida, Gentianales, Rubiaceae. The record is from RefSeq and is a predicted model, not a curated record.
AUGAAUUCAAGCCACAAGCUCUUGAAUCAGUUGACUGUGGGAUUUGAUUCGAAGAAAAUCAAGGUUAGAGUGACGCGCAUGUGGGAUGCCAUUAACACAAAUACUGGUGAUGUGUUUGCUCUUGAAAUGGUACUACUCGAUGAAAAUGAUAAUCAUAUGGUGGCUAUUGUACCAAAAAAUUUGGUACAAAGGUUUCGACCACAACUACUUGAGGGGGAUGUCUAUAUUUUGGAGAAAUUUAGAGUGACACCAAGAAAACAAUCUUGGAAUGUUGUGCACAAUGAGCAUAAUAUUUAUUUCACUUAUACAACUCUGGUGAAAAAGCUUGGUGGUCGAAUGAGUUCAAUAAAAUUUCACAAAUUUGAAUUCAUCGAUUUCAAUGACCUCUCUUCACGAUGUCAAGUUUUUACAUUCUUAUCAGAUGUGGUGGGAAGACUUUCUAAAGUGGGACCGAUCUAUGAAGUUUCGAAGAGUAAUGGAACUGUAAAAAAACGAGAUAUUGCAAUUACCAAUAAAAGUGGUGAAAGCAUUAAUGUCACAUUAUGGGGAACAACAUCGAAUCAGUUCAAUGAUGAGACUAUUUUGGUGUCUGAUCAACCAUUAGUGUUGGUGAUCUCUUCAGUGACAGUUAAACAAUUCAGAGGUUCAUACUAUCUGUCAUCAACAACUGCCACACGAGUAUAUAUGAAUCUAAAUAUUUCUGAAGUUGCAGAUUAUUUGAAUUGGUAA